Penicillium vulpinum is the source of this 2667-nucleotide messenger RNA. RefSeq names its product trehalose-6-phosphate synthase. The transcript is spliced from 4 exons. The coding region runs from base 1 to 2667 and encodes 888 amino acids. NCBI's taxonomy places the organism in Eukaryota, Fungi, Ascomycota, Eurotiomycetes, Eurotiales, Aspergillaceae. Gene Ontology annotation, biological process: trehalose biosynthetic process. Gene Ontology annotation, cellular component: alpha,alpha-trehalose-phosphate synthase complex (UDP-forming); cytosol. Gene Ontology annotation, molecular function: catalytic activity. The record is from RefSeq and is a predicted model, not a curated record.
AUGACGGUCUUUAUCGCAUCUUUGUUCCUCCCAUAUACCAUCGAUUUCCAAGUGACAGAACCCAGGAAUGGACAACACGGGUCCUUCUCUAGUCAUGCAAAUGUCGAUGGUUCUGGAUCUAUCCACCUGUCGGAUACCUGCUUUCAAGCUCAUCCCAUGGGCUGUCUCCCACUGACACCCGGGGCCACGACAGAAGAUGAGACAGUCUUCAAGGGAUACACUUCGAGAUUAGCAGAUGAGAUUCCGAUCGCUAAUGAUCGAUUGUGGCAUGGUCCCAGCGAGCCCCGUGUCAUUUCUUGGGGACACAGCCGGAGAUUUAAUCAGCCCCGAUCCAAGGCGACAGAUCCUCCUACAUCGUCCAUCUUGAGUAGUCGAGGUCCAAGCCAGACACCGAGAAGAGAUUUGUCUUUGGAUGGAUCACAGGAUCGAUGGGGCAAGAAGUACCACCUUAGCACAAGAGUCUCGCUCUCCAAUGCUGAUUGGGUCGUCAAGGCCGCCGAACAAGGCCAUGGAGGUCUACAAAAUGCCAUUCACGCUGCUGAAAAGUCGGGCUUGCUCGAGGACAAGACUUGGGUGGGGACUCUAGGCAUGCCUACCGACUCAUUGGUAGAUUCUACCAGAACAGACAUUGCUGAGACCCUCCAAGACAUGUAUGAUUCGUUGACUGUUUUUGUGAGUGACAACGAGUUUGAGGGCCAUUAUACCCAUUUCUGUCGCGCGGUACUUUGGCCAGCUCUCCAUUAUCAGAUGCAAGAAAGUCCUCGGCAUACUGAAUACGACGGUUACUCUUGGGUCCAGUACCUCAACCUCAACAAGGCAUUUGCAGAAACAAUCAUCAAGCACUGGAAGCCAGGUGAUAGAAUCUGGGUUCAUGACUAUCACCUCCUGGUUCUCCCUGGUCUUUUGAGGGAAAGGCUGCCCAAGGCCGAGAUUGGAUUUUUCUUACAUACCCCGUUUCCUUCGUCCGAAAUCUUCCGUUGUUUGACUCCACGCGAAGAACUGUUGGAUGGUCUUCUAGGCGCCGAUUUGAUCGGAUUUCAGACAGAGGAAUACUGUAAUCACUUCCUUCACUCUUGCAGCCGGCUGCGGAGACUGGAAGUCUCUGCCAAUCAAGUUCACCUCAAUCAUCGGUACGUUAGUGUUGUCAAUUCUCCAUUGGGGAUUGACCCCUCCUCGCUUUAUAUACUGCGCCAAUCCACCGAGGUCAAAGGUUGGAUACACAGCAUCCGUCAUAAAUACCGAGGGCAAUAUCUCAUUGUAGCACGGGACCGAUUGGACGUACCUGGAGGGAUUAAGCAGAAGCUUCUGGCAUACGAGCUUUUUCUCCAAACUUAUCCAGCAUGGAGAGGGCAGGUGGUUCUAGUCCAAAUAAUGUCAUCUGCAUUUGAGAUUCCAGAACUACAUGCAGAGAUCUCAAAAAUCGCAAUGAGGAUCAAUGCAACACACUCAACUAUCACCCACCAGCCCCUAGUGCUGGUUCAACAAGACAUCAGCCACCUCCAAUUCAUCGCCCUUUUAAGUAUUGCACAUAUCUUCAUGGCCACCAAUUUGCGCGAGGGAAUGAACUUGACCAGCCAUGAUUUCAUCCACUGCCAAGAUGGACAGCUUACUUCCAACCAAUAUGGGUCCCUAAUCCUGAGUGAGUUCGUGGGCAGUGCCUCCAUCUUUCGUGGCCACAAGCUUCUUGUCAAUCCGUGGGACUACAAACAAUGUGCUGAUGCGAUCAACUCCGCACUUGAGAUGUCAUCGACAGAGCAGAAGCGCAACUGGAAUUUCCUACUUGAUCGCAAAUCAGCCUACACUGCUCUCAAAUGGCACAUGAGGCUACAAGAAGCUCUCACCAAUGCCCACGAAAUACAACAAAUUCGCACACAUCACCCCCUCCGAUUUCACCUGAAGACUUGGAAGACUUUCGGCAUAGAAAAGACCCUCCCCUCAGGCAAAGCUUGUGCAAUUCUAAAAACCCUCAUAACUGACCCCAAGAAUAUCGUAUACAUAAUCAGCAACCGGAGCACCGAGCAACUCCAAGAAACACUCAAAAAUCUCCCCAGCGAGCUCGGUUUCAUCGCCGAGAAUGGAUGUUUCUUACAAGAACCUGAAUCAGAUUCAUGGAUUCCAUUUGUGCCCGAAAGCGCCAUGAAAUGGCGUCCCGGCAUCAAAAAGAUGAUGGACUAUUUCCACGAGCGAACAGAAGGCAGCCGAAUCGAGGAACGCCGCUGCUCUCUAACAUUCCACUACUAUGACGCCUUGGACCGCAAAUUAGCCAAUCGCCAAGCCUCCGAACUAGCCGAUCAAAUCAAUGGUGCCCGCGGGCGUGCAGAUUUCCAUGUCGUCCGCGAGGCAACAUGUGUGAAGGUUGAACCGCCGCAUGCUGUUAUUGGAAAUGGGAAAUCGGCCACCUAUGUUCUAGACCAUCUCCCCAAUAUCCGAUAUCCCGAGUUUCUCUUUGCAGCUGGUGGAUCUCGUAGUGGGGAGGCGCUGUUUCGAUGGGCAAAUGAGUUGGCUGUUGCUCCUGCUCCUUCUCGGUUUGAUGGGUCUGAGCUUGGGAAAAGGCUAUAUGUCACCACCGUGACAACUAGCACACAUGCUACUGAGGCGAGGUCGGUGUUGCUGCCUGGUUGUUCGCUUUUGGAUGUUUUGGACAAACUAUCGAGUUUGGCCCAAUGA